Messenger RNA from Staurois parvus, 365 nucleotides. The record is from the annotation of a GenBank genome assembly. Lineage: Eukaryota; Metazoa; Chordata; Amphibia; Anura; Ranidae.
GCCUGGGGGCCCGAUGCCUGUCGCCCCUCCUGGGGGGCCCGAUGCCUGUCGCCCCUCCUGGGGGCCCGGCGCCCGCCGCUCCGCUUGGGGGCCCGAUGCCUGUCGCCCUGCCUGGGGGCCCGAUGCCUGUCGCCCCGCCUGGGGGCCCGGUGCCUGCUGCUUCACCUGGUAAUCCGAUGUGCCUCUGCCCGGAGUCCAGCCCGAUGUGCCUCUGCCCGGAGUCCAGCCCGAUGUGCCUCUGCCCGGAGUCCAGCCCGAUCCCGGUGUGCCUCUGCCCGGUGUGCCGCUGCCCGGAGUCCUGCCCGGUGUGCCGCUGCCCGGAGUCCUGCCCGGUGUGCCAGUCUUUGAUAUCCCGCCAGUUACCA